AUGCCGAAGGGAAUAUUCUACUCCAUUGAAAGCGAGGAAAGCUCGAGAGCUUCAAAACAAAAUUGUCACUUCAUUUUAAUGGUGGAAAACAUUGUUACUCUACUCAACUUAAGAGUUGAGUAUUUGUUUUAUGGCAAAUAUUUGGCGCUGUUCAUUGCCUUGUUUAUUGCUUUGACAUUUGUUCAUUGUAAUGUAAACUCACACGAAAAUCGUUUACCACAAGGAGAGUAUGAAAUGAGUUUUGCUUUUGCUUGCACAUUAAACAGUGUUCAACUUUUAAUAAGUCGUUAUGACGAUGCUUCAUCAGCAUUAAUAUUUAAUUGA
Messenger RNA from Clunio marinus, 324 nucleotides. The record is from the annotation of a GenBank genome assembly. Lineage: Eukaryota; Metazoa; Arthropoda; Insecta; Diptera; Chironomidae.